Amoebophrya sp. A120 is the source of this 12657-nucleotide messenger RNA. The record is from the annotation of a GenBank genome assembly. Lineage: Eukaryota; Dinophyceae; Syndiniales; Amoebophryaceae.
AGUUUCUGGCGUCUGUACAACUGGGUGUUUUUUUCGGCGAUAGCUGCAAAUCGUCCAUCAGGCUCUCGAGGCUUUGGGGGCGAAGAGCGCCCGGAAAAAAAAACCAUCCAUGGGCAGCAUACAAAUGCUGCGUUGAGACCCCCGCUCGUUCUCGUUGUCCCUCCACGACCAGGUUGUCCGCGUCGCGGCUCGCUCAGGCAAACGAAAAAUCUCUAUCAUCAGACUUCACCCGUGCCGACGACAGGCACAAGUCCUUUCGCAUCUCUCCGUCACAAAUUUAGAUUUCCGCAAACCACGAGUUUUCGAUUGAAAUCACACGGAGUGCUGCUACCAAGAAACGGAAAUGAACGACGGCAACAUCUUUGUUCGAGAAGAUGCAGACGGAAGGUGUCAAGUCCGGAAAUCGUGGACGUCCGGCACGUACGGUCGCGAUGAGCAUUACAAAAUCGUGAAAACGUGAUCGGCACAUGAAAAGUCUCUUCGCAACAUGUUGAGCCCCUUCCUGCAGUGUGGCCAUUCCAUUUUCGUUCCCUGAUGAUCAAUCAGAAGAAAAUCGCGAAUUUAAAUAAGAAGUCUUUAUUUCGCGAAAAGCGUCAUGUCUCCGAUUUCAAACUCGUGUCGUCUGCUGGAACUGAGCACUGCAGUGAACAAUUUGAAGCCAUUUUUGUGUCUUGCAUUCGUUUUUCAAUCUCAUAGUCGGGGCCGAGUCUUCCUUCUCAUCGACGCUGGAACGCACGUCGACACGCCAGGAACCAAAAUUGCAAUUGCGCGAAUGGAUGAUGAUGACGACGAAGGCUUACAAUUCGAACUCGUAGACAGCAGCGUCAUUCGGCGAUCCACGUGCCUUGGGAGCCAAGUUGAUGCUGAAGUUGUUCCUGCGGAGUCUGCUUUGGCGACAAUGUCGAAGUAUGACAGGCGGAGCCAGGUAUUUCAUUGAAAUUUUGGAACGGCUUUGAGACUUGCUUUUUCGUUGAUUAUCUCAGCGAAAACGAAAGCGCUUGUCCAAACAGAAUUUUUUUCUAUUUGGACAAACUUAUUUUCUUGAAGAGAAUUUGCACUGUAUGAAUGUAGUCAAGCCAAUAUGUACAGGUGGGGCUUGCAUAGAAAUCACAGCAAAGUGGAGAUAACGACUUCAAUUUGCCAGCAAAAAUACAGUCUCAGUCGUCCAGAUCUUUUCAAUCGAUACACCACAAAAGCGCUCAAAAGUACCGCGACGCUCAAGCCAAGUAAGACCGAGUUAGCCGCUGGGGUCGCAUAUCGAUCGCGCUCAUCAUUCGGGUCUGGAAAAUUGCAAAUUCUGUAUAGCUAUCGAUGCUGCCAGAAAGUAAAUGCAGACAACAAAACUGUAUGAUGCAAAAUUACAAUUACGGGCAGCAUUCCCUCCAGUUGUGCCAGUUGUAUGUUGAUGAGUCCAGUUUUUCAACAACACUCGCAUCACGAAUGGCAAUGGAAAUGGCAUAAUCAUGGACUUUACGAUUUUGCAUAUGUGAAUUAUUGAUAUUGUGAGACUUCUUGCAGCCGAAGCCGUGAUGGAAAUCGUCCAAAAGGCCGGGCAAAUUUCUGACGACUCGGAACUAUUUGCACUGGAUGUCACGGUGACGCUAGACAAAUCGGGCUCGUCACCAACAGCUACCCUCUUUCCGAACUGUGCGAACCCGAAGUGCAACGAGAAUUUGAUGAGCGACCUCAAACACUACCGCGUCGCACCAAACGCAGCUAUCUUCUGCCAGAACUGCUGGGACGGAGGCUUCAAACACCACGACAAGUAUCGCGACGUCCCCGUUCCACCCGCGCAUUCCUUCCUAGAGAACUUCAUGCAAGAGGAGAGACGCUUGAAGGCGGAAAAAACCGAGGACGAGCAGGACGCAGCACCGCGCGUCGGUGGCCGCUUUCCGAAGCGCUGGGGUGCGAUGUCGAAGCUCCACGAGGAACAGGACGGCUAUCUCCUUUUCCGACUGCAAGAAAGCGAGAAAUUUCACCUGGGUCGCGAACUAAAAGUGGAGCCCUUGCUGCGCGUCGAUCCGGUCAAGGGGACGUUCGCGUUCUGCGCUCGAAAAUACAAAAUGAACGGGACAGGUGGUGACAAGGAAUGGGAGGCAGAGCGGGACUUUUUCGCACGGGAGGUAGAAAAUAACCAAACAAGCCACUCUGCUCUGAUCGGCGUAAUCGCGUCUAACGAGACCAUCGACGGCAUUCCGAGCAUCCUCACCACCGCGGUCAUCUCCGCAACACAGGGACUACCGGCAGGCUGCAGUUUUCAAAAGGCGCUGGGUUUCUUCUUGUCUGGGUUCAACGGGUUGCAGUGGCUACACCAGAAGGGCUACGUUCACCGUGAUCUGAAGCCAGCAAAUAUGGGGAUCGACGCAAAGAACUACCCUACCGAUUUGGUGUGCAAACUAAUGGACUUCGGCCACGCAGCAAAAUACACUGACGGCGGCGAUUUCUGCUGGACCUCGCUCGCAGACGCGCCAUCAGUCUCCCCAGAGCAGACGCAGAAGUGGAUGGCCGACAUUCUGAACUUGCAGCUUGGUCCAAAUCCGCACCCAACUUCGGUUUUUCCUUUUUACGCGCUGGUCCAAGAGUUGGUGAAGGAACAAAUUUCGACACCACAGCGAAGGGACUACUGGGGUCUGGGGGUGUCCUAUUUCACGAUCGCGGUGUUCCACUUCGCCAGACACUUGAAGGUCAUUCAGGACAUCGAGAAGUUGCUUCAGAACGACCACCCAUUCAAGGGCUUCGGGGUGGAGUACGCUUUGCCGUACUGGGAACGACACGGAGAUAAAUUCCGACUCCCCGAUCCAGUAGAGCUCGUCGACCCCACGACCAAUACAAAACAAGAAACGAAUAACCCUCCACCCGAAGAUGUUGAAGGCGCCCUAGGAAUCGAGUAUCCUGUGCAAAAGUAUCGCACUCGUACUAAUUGCGUUUUUUAUGCAUUACAAAUCUGGUCCCUAAGGCAAAUCCGCAUUACAAAUUAAAUUUGUAAUGCUGAGCAAAUUUGCAAUGCAAUUCAUACUAGUACUAUGAUACUUUUGCAGUUCAUAUCGAGAACGGAGACGCAAAUGCAGUGAUCGCAAAGGAGGACGAGGAUGACAUGCUGGGAAAUUUCAAGUCCGGCAGCGACAGCAGCUUAGGUCCGCAAAAAAGUAUGAAGAAGGUCCAGCGCGCCGCAGUGGCCCAGAAAAUCCCAACUCAUGGUGGUGCCAGUGACAAAAGCAGCGCCCCUGCGUCGUCUCCCGACACCACGUCCAGUUCCGGGUUUCCUGCAAGCUCGUCCAACAGCACCGGAACCGGGGCCGGGUCAUCCUCAACCACAACUGCCGGCGGGCACAAGGCAGAACUACUGUCAGCGGCACCAGCAGGGAAUCCAGGAAGCUUUUUCGAUGAUAAGGAUACGCAAUGCAAAAGUGUCGUACUACUACAAAUAGCAUCACAAAUUUCAUCGUCAAGAAAUAAGAAGUGGAGAUUGUCAUUCUGUUUCAGGUUUGAAAAGACAAAGAGAUCUUUGAUGCUGCAUGACUACAAUGAAAAUUUAUACGAGUCGUCCGUGCGACGCUUUUGCAAUGCGGGCAUAAAGGAUAUCCAGUGCAGAUACGUCUGGGUCUGGAAUAUAGCAAAAAUUGAUGUCGUGCAUGUUCUGCAUGAUCCAGGAUUUCUGUGGUGUAUGCCCCAGCAUCACGACAGAUUUUGUGAUAACUUCCCGAUGCCUAUACUGUAUGAGACGUGCAAGUGCUCCCUUCGCGUAUCAGAAACUGGACUACUAUUGCUGGUAACGCAAUACAGAUUCUUGUAGACCCCAUUUUGCAUUCCAUGCACCUGGAGGGCACAAGCCUCAUACCAUACCAUCCAAAGUCAGCAUCACAAGUCCCACCUUUCCAGACCCAGACAACAUACUUGCAAUGGAUAAAGGAUAAGCAGGAACAAUUCGGCGGGGCGAAGAAGUCUGCCGCAUCGAAGAAAACGCUAGGUCGACAACCUAAAAUACUACCUGCGGGUAACGCUGAUCAGGACAAGCAGCCCGACUAUGCAACCUACCCAUUGCAAUACCCAUCUGCAGGCGGAAUAAACAUCGGGCAGCCAGAAGCAAAAGUGCGGCCCAGCAGAAGUGAAGGAUUGCUUCUUGCCGCUCGAAGUGGUACUGUAGUGUGAUAAGUGUCUAUCUGCUUCUAUUCCUGUGUUCGUAUCCACCUUUGCUUGGAGUUACGGCACCUGUGCCCAAGUUGUCUUCAGUCGUAUUGUUGGUGAAAAACAAAAAGUAGAUGAAUUCGAAAUAUUUAUGAAAACCUUCAUUUGAGGUCGAGCGGGCAAAAAACCGGCCGUGGACCUCGGUCUGGAUGCGUUAGACCACCUGAAUGACCUCGGCGAAGACACCAAUACCCAAUCACAGAAUCCGGGCCCGAGUGGGAAAGGAAAGAAGCGCAAUGCGGCAGCGGCUAAGCAGUGGAAAUAAGCGUGGGUCGUCAAACAUUUUUCUUGCAGCAGCUCGUUAUAGUUAAUAUCAUAAGUAGCCAAGAUCGUUUGCGGAUUCGUAGACGAAUCCGCAAAUAAAGUGGGCGAUCGAGGACACUUUUUCCCUCUUACAAAGCUAGUUAGCUUGGUGAUCAAAUCCAAGCAGGGUAUGAAAAAUCAAUAUCAUCCUUGUCAUGCAUUUUGUAGUUUAAGAGCAAAACUAGUGCGUUUUUAUAUAGCUCAUACCUAGAUUUUUAGACAGCUUUGAAAUAUAUAUACUUUUGUGCGCGAUCGACCUUGUUUGCAACCAGUAGCACUAGCCGUAGCCGAAAAGCAGGAACAUUGUUGCAAUCCUUUCGACGACCCACACGUAUUUGCAGCCGUUCAUAUCCGAGUCGCAGGUCUCCUCGAAGCCGAAGGCGUUCAUCCUGAAAGCAAGGAAGUCCAACGAUAUGGGCCGCUCAGCUGUUCUUGCAAUCUCGUAUAUCACUUACAGCACCAGGAACAAGUAACUUUUUGCUUUCAUGUACACAAAAUUAGCCACCAAGGCGAUGGCAGUCGAAACGUUUUUCCAACGCAUUUGGAGUCGAAAGCAGGUCAUGAUUUUAGAUGAGGCGACGUCUCGGCUCAAUAUCGUUGCCCCAAUUCGAUGAAGCUGUACUACCUGCAAAUUUUCAUUGCCCCCACGUUGGGUCCAUAAGGAGCACAUCGCUGUCACAAUUCUGCUUUGUUAAUGGUCAGCAUUGACGUCGUGUGAGAUUGAAACGCCUGAGCGGUCCAUAAUUCACGGGUCCGCCUCCUCUACAUCUGAAUCUGCCGCGAGCCCCGACUUACUAUCCUGUGCAAAAUUUUCGCAUUGGUACUAACACCAGUCACAUCUUUUGCAUAGAAGGAGAAUCAGCAACACACAAUCAAGUUGGGAAAAUGUGUAUAGGUCAAUGACUACGUACAGAUGUGAUGUUUUUGCAAUGCAUACUUGCUCGACGACAGCAACCGCGAUUCUGAUUCGCUUUUCUUCGGUUCCAGCUCUGCUUAUCAAGUGCACGCAUGUCAAGGUCCUUGUCAGGGAAAGGCACAAGUGGUAUUGCGCUAGCGUGCCCACUUGAAUGUAAUAUAUCGAUCGAAAACAAUCUAUGCAGUGUGUAAGCACGAAAAACAAAAGAAGCACGUGCGUCAUCAAUAAUAUAGAUACGAAUUACGCUAAAGUAGCUGCGCCACUGGUGCAACCUGCCGGCCACGGCGCACAAUUGAGGGCUGUCUACUGUGAAGAAUCAUUCAGGACAGACCUUGCAGAGGCCUCUGCGGUGCCUUCUAGUCAUUCUAGGCACGGCUUCCGCAUGGAGGUUCCCGAACGGUUGUUGCGGUGGGUGUACAGGUCUGCUCGAGCCCAAGAUUGGUCUAUGGUCAGAGACCUUUCUUCAUGUUGAUCGCGGCGAAGCACACAUUGCGCUCCUGCCAUUCCGGCUCGCUGUCCAAUCACUUGGAAAAGGACCAUGAGCAGCAACCUUGCUUCUUCAUCGACUGAAAGCGCGGCUGCACUUUCCCUGAUUCGAAUCUGUAAGUGUGCAAUGCAUAUUCUUCUGGCCAAUUCCGGGAGCUCGAACUCCAAGGUGGACCCGAAAUUGAAACAUGCCGACAAGCCGUCUGCGGCACAGAAUCCGCAGGUGCUACUUGGUGCACCCCCAAGGAGUGCGGCGUCUUCGUCGUCCACGAGCGUCUCCGGGAAGAAACCCCAACUACUCUCUGGCCCAGUCUCGGGAAGUGCUUCCUCUUCUUCUUCUGCCGACGUAUCCCGACCUCCAAAUACGGGCGGUACGAGCAAGAUAAUGGAUACGGGCGAUCAGGGCAGUAAAGCCGAAGAACGGGAAGACUCAGGUAUGCCUCUUGAUCAAAAUGCCCGCACUCAGCAGCAAUCAGCGCCAUUUGCAUGCAAUGUUGUCCUCGUUGGAGAUCGGGAUGAGAGAGAACAUUACAAAAGAAAGUCGAGGUAGGCGAAAGCUCGCUGUCAUGCAUUUGUCCCUCGACUCUCUUUCACGCUGUGAAGCUCUACUUACACUAGAUGCAGUUAUGGACCUAUCUGUAGAUGCUCAUGUUGUGGCAACGAUUAUAUUUAUACACUGAGUGCGAUUUUUGAUCCUGCAUACCGAAGGAACGGAAGAGGAAAAAACAAGAGGCGAAAGCGGAAAGUUAUCACUCUGGCAAAGCGCCUCCACCACGAUUCGGAAAAAAUUGGCAUGCAAACUUUUUACAGUCUUGCAUAAUUCAUGUCUCUGCAUCAAAUGAGGAAAUGCACUGCGCUGGCAUGGGGCGAUGCCGUAUUGCAAGCCUGGCAUGAAUAUCAAAUGUAAAAGUGUCUGGGUCUGGGAGAAUGGAACUUGUCAUGCUAAAUCCGAAUAAUGCAAAAAUCUGUGUUGCAUGAGUGCCAAAAGCUGUCCACUUUCGACCAAGUUGGGAGGGAGUUUCUCAUGCGGGAUAGGCAUGGCAGAGACCUCACAGACUCUGUCAUGCUAGGUCCUGCAUUCUAGGCCUCAUGGGUCAUGGAAAAUCUGCAUGACAAAUCUCGCAAUCUUCCAGACCCAGACACUUUUGCGCUUGAUAAUGAAGGGUCCCGCGCCGUGCACCAAAUGACACGGCGCUCUUGAUCAUUACCAUGCAGCCGGGCUGUGCAAGCCACCCACAUUCCAGGAAGCGGGCAGGCAUUCCUGCUUUGUAUUUUAUUGCUUCGGGCAAAGUAAAAUUUUCUUUCUCGUUUUGAGCCAAUUAUCGCGAAGGGGCGGUGCGCGCCUUGUUCUAGUUGAUAAAGCGGAGAAGCUAGUCCAGCAGGAGAGUAAAUAUCACCUUGACGAAAGCGGCUGAACCCAGGACAUGCAUUACCAUUGCUGGCAUUCUCUCUGAGGGCGGCUUAAAUCUGGUUGGGGAUGAUAGUGAUACUCGCCAUUGCGCUGCAGUGGUCAGUUAAUCGGACAUCUCGUGUUCUUGUUCCCUGUCAUGCCUCACAGCCAUCGCCCGGGCUCUAUGAAGAUCAUGAUUCCUCGCUUGUAUUUUUUGGUCAUGACGGGAAACCACCUAGGAAGCUGUUCAUGAGAGCUAGCAGCUGCUUUCGAAUUGAUACAAAGAAGAUCGAGGAAACGCGUGCCAACAUCCUAGCGCAGCACGGGCUUCUUUUACGAGUUUUUUCGGGCCACGCGAAAGACCUGGACAAGCGGAAAAAGCUUCCGAACCACGUCGCAAAUUACCUGCUCUUCAUCCUCGAGCAGCUCCAGUCCGAGCACGACCGACUGGGCAACGCCCGUGCGCAGGAAAACGCAGCUUUCCAGGAAUUUCCACGCGCGGUCGUCAAUGGAGACAAGGACGACAAAGACGCGGAGGAUGUAUGCAUUGCAAAUGUUUCGCACUUGCACUAGAAGCGCAGCGGGUUGUAGGCGGAAAGAUGAAGCUUGUAGCUUUUAGCACUCAAAAGUAGAAAGAUUUGAGGCAAAAUGUGCUGCAGGAGGUUCUAUACAAGAAGUGCGACACAUUUGCAAAGGAUAGGGCGUUAUCCAAUGCAAAAUCGCUACAAUCCUGACGGGGGUCAGUGCGUGAUACGGAAGUGCGGAAAUUCUUGCUGCCAGGGUGGAAAGGUUACGCAUGUUAUAUAUGUGCUAUGCUAUUUUUACUAGCCCCUUAGACGCCGGCGUCCAGGACGCUGGCAGGGGCUAGUAGUUCUCGCUUUAACUUCAAGCGCGCCGCCAUGACUCUCUUCGGCGCAGCCAGCGUGCCGGCGCGCAUGUCGCCGGCACGGAGUCCUCGUGGCGCGGACUCCUCUAUUUUUUCGCGCGCCCAAAAGCAGCCAAUAGGCCAGAUCCCCACCCGCGCGCCCACGUCAGUAGCUAGAACGGGGCCCGCGGUGGCUUUCGUUUUCUUCUUUGAAGGCCCGCAGUCGGGCGCCCGCCUGGGGGGAAGAGCCUCGCACCCUCGCGGCGGCCUUUCGAAACUGAUAGGGCCAAGCGGGUGCGUGAGUCAGCGGGGAAAGAAGAUGCAGCAGAACGCCUGCCACCAUUACUCGCGGCCAGCAUUCUGCACGGGCAUGCAAGAGCGUGAUGGCCAACAGCGAAGGCCGCGACCGAGCUCUUGGGCGCCACGCUUUGACUCGGGUAAAGCGCUGGCGGCCACAGGUCUUGCCCAGCACACCCCUGGGCGGCCAUCGAUCCCAAUGGCCAUUCAUAUUAGGCACCCACUGUAUUUUCUUCUGCUCGCGAAAAAUGAUGGUCGCCAGCUCUUGGCCAUCACGCUUUCGCCCGUCCGUGCAAAGUGGUGGCCACGGGUAGUAGCAAGAGCCUCUAGCCAUAUACCCUUGACCACCACUUUGCCCGCGCGAAAAAGUCACAGCGAAAAGUGCCGACCGAAGACUAUUGAAAGAAUGACCGCCACGCCUCAGGCCGGGCAAAGAAAGUGGUGGCCGUGAGCGCCUGGCCAUCACACUCUCUUCGUUCGCAAAGAUUGAUGGUCGGCAGCUCUUUAGAGCCGAAGGCGCCCCGCCCCUCGCGCCUGGCCGCAACCCUCGCGCGCACCUCGCGCCUACCAGCAACCUGGCCUGCCAUUACCUGUGGGUGGCCAUCAUUUUGCCCGGGUGAAAGCGUGGCGGCGCACUUUUUUCGCUCGCCAAAUGUGAUGGUCGCUAGCUUCGGGGGGCAGCCAUAUUUACACAACGAGGGAACACGGGUGCGGCCCGCGUUGUUUUCUCAAGCAAGCUAGCUCUUUCAGGGAGCCUCUUGAGGGAGUUGCUCGCUGUCUUCAGGCGCCCUCUCAAGAGGUGCCGCCUAAGCAAUUUUCUCUUUAGGAUCCAUUUUCUAAGGGGCCGGGGCGCCCUAUAGAUUAUAAGCUACUAGCCUCUUGACGCGGGCGUCCCGGACGCCCGCUGGGCUAGUAGAUUUGCAGAUAAUUCUAAAGAUGGGAAUGUGUUCAGAAGGUCUGGCUUGGAGUCGAAUAGAAUGUGGCUAGAAGGUUGAAAAGUAUAACGCUGCCUGCCGCGAGGAAGAUCGUUGCCGCGCCUGCGCCUCUCCUAGCGGCCUCGCAGCUUUAACGCCUUUUGCGGUCCGGCGGACGGUCCGGCGUCCAGGACGCCGGCCCGCCGUCAGCCCUUUAGCUGCGUUGCCGCGCCUGCCUGCGCUUGCCCUAGCGGCCUCGCCGCUUUAACGCCUUUUGCGGUCCGGCGUCCAGGACACCGGCGCGCCGUCCGCCCUUUAGCCGCGUUGCCGCGCCUGCGCUUGCCCUAGCGGCCUCGCCGCUUCGACGCCUUUUGCGGUCCGGCGUCCAGGACGCCGGCCCGCCGUCAGCCCUUUAGCUGCGUUGCCGCGCCUGCCUGCGCUUGCCCUAGCGGCCUCGCCGCUUUAACGCCUUUUGCGGUCCGGCGUCCAGGACACCGGCGCGCCGUCCGCCCUUUAGCCGCGUUGCCGCGCCUGCGCUUGCCCUAGCGGCCUCGCCGCUUUAACGCCUUUUGCGGUCCGGCGUCCAGGACACCGCCGUCAGCCCUUUAGCCGCACGCGGCAAGCAAAGCGAGGGGGCCGGUUGCGAAGCUUAUUCUGAUCUGGGGCGGCUUCGGCGGCCGGCGUAAAGAAAACCCCCGCCCCUGGAUGGGGAUGAGACUCACGCUUCCGGGGGUUUGUUUGCGCGGUUUUGCCUCGCGCCCCCCCGCCCAUGCCAUGCACCAGAAGCCGAGAGGCAAAAGCGUGCGCGAGAAAAGUGACUGAAGCCGGAUAGGAAAAGCGUGCCCGGCAGGAACGAAAGAGGUGGCAAAAAGUGCCUGCCCGGAAGCUCUUGGCCAUCACUCUUGCCCGGCUGGCCGACCGGAAAGCGAUGGGCAAAAGUGAUGGCCAUGGAGCACUUGGCCAACACUUUUGCGCGACCCGAAAGUGGCGGCCGUGGAGCUCUUGGCCAACACUUUUGCCGGCGCGGGGCGGGGGAAAGUGACUGAUGGCCGAAAAUGACGGCCAGGGAGCUCUUGGCCACCACUUUUGCCCGACCGGACCGGAAGGCGGUGGGCAAAAGUGAUGGCCUGGGCAAGGAGCUCUUGGCCACCACUUUUGCCCACCCGGAACGAAAGGGAUGGCCAACGAGCGCAAGUCGAUGGCUGGCCAAGGAGCUCUUGGCCAUCAUUUUUGCCCGAUCGGAAAUGGAUGAGGAGGGAGCUCUUGGCCAUCACUUUUGCACGGCGGACCGGAAUGAAAGCGAUGGCCAGAAGUGAUGGCCGAGGAUUUUUGCAUGCCCGGGCGAAAAGCGGUGGCAGCGGAACUACCGGCCAUCACUUUUGCCCGACAGGAAAGCGCUGGGCAAAAGUGGCGGCCAAGGAGUUGUCGCCACCGUUUUUCUCUGCCCGGCCGAAAAGUGAUGGCCAGGAAGCUUCUGGCCAUUACUUUUGCCCGACCGGAAAGCGAUCGAUGGCAAAAAGUGAUGGCCGCGGAGUUCUCGGCCGCCACUCUUGCCCGACCGGAAAGCGAUGGCGAAAAUCGCUUUUGCUCGAACGAAAAGCGAUGGCCGCGGGGCUCUUGGCCAUCACCUUGGCCCGGCCGAAAGGCGAUGCCCAGGCAGGGGGCUCUUCGCCAUCACUUUUGCCAGCGCUUGAAAAGGGUUUUUUUUUAUCGAAAAAAACCAGCGCCAAGCUAUUCGAGGCCCCGCGCUGUCGUCAGGAUACGCCUCGCGACAAUAUCCUGGCGAUGGAUAGCAGGGGGAUUCGGACCCGAAAAAAUGGCUUUCCCAUUUUUCCAGUCCGAGCCCCCCUUCUGUCGUUAGCAAAGUAUCCUGACGACAGCAGGGGGGUUCGGGGAUGAGAAUGGCUCUCACGCUUGGGCUGCAAGUUGUGAAAACCGCUCUCAGGCCCGAGCCCCCCUAUUGUCGCCCGGAUGCUGUCUUGAAGGCUUUCGCGACAGCAUCCCGACGACAGCAGGGGGAUUCGGACAGGAAAUCGGUUUUCACAAUUUGCCCGCCCAAAGUGAUAGUCCUGGAGCUCUUGGCCAUUACUUCAGCCCGAGCGACCCGCCGGGAAGCGAUGGCCAGCGGGCCCUUGGCGAGGACUUUUGCCCGGGCGGAAGGCGGUGGCCAGGGAGCUCUCGGCCAUCACUUUUGCCCGGCCGGGAAGUGAAGGCUCAGGAGCCCCUGGCCAACACUUUACCCGGCCCGCCGGAAAAUGAUGGCACCAGAGGAGCUCUUGCCCACCAUUUUUGCCCGGCCGGAAAGUCAAAGUAGUGACCAAGGGCCCGACCGGAAGCGGAAAGUGAUGGCCCAGGAGCUCCUGCCCUUGGCCGUCUCUUUUGCCCGGCGGGCCGGAAAGUGAUGGCCAAAAUCGAUGGCCAGGCCGGGGCCCUUAGCCAUCAUUUUUGUCCGGCCGGAAAGUCAUGGCCAAGGGGCUCUCGGCCAUGACUUAUGUCCGAGCCAGCGGAAAGUGGUGGCCGACGAGCUCUUGGCCGCCACUGUUGCCCGGCCGGAAAGUGAUGGCCAAAAGUUUCAAUUUUGCUCGAGCGGAGGCGAUGGCCAAGGAGCCCUUCGCCGUCACUUUUGCCCCGCCCGGCUGGGCAAGGAGCUUCUGGCCAUCAUUCAUUCACAUGAUUCGGCCACUCUGGCCAUUCUGGUGCUGGCAUUCACAUGCUCGCCAGGGCGUGCAGGAUAACACUUUGCACGACGGUACGGGGUACAGAUAGCGGGAACGUGUUCAAUCUGUUACACGAAGCCUCUAGACGAGACCGCCUGAGCACAUUCGUUUAGAAUUAUUUUUCUAAGUGCCUCCUAUAGAUUAGAGCAAAGGGGGAAGCCAAGUUCGUUUCGCUAUUAUUAUAAUUAUAUGACCUCCUUCUGAAUAGUUAUUAGUGUAUCUAUGCACCCAUGCCGAUGCCUAAGGGGCCGGAUAUUUUUUUCCUACUUCCCCGGACGGCGAUUUUGCAUACCAUACGACUAGCUACUGUGAUUAACAGCCUGUUGUCUAUCCACCCAGCCCGCCGCGGGAAGGGGGCGAAGCAAGUAGACAGCCAAAGGUCGUCGGGCCGAAAGCCCUCGGACAUAGGUGACAAGGUGGAUGACCGUAAAAAAGCCAGUUUCUAAAUUUCAAUGUUGGUGCCCGCAGCGCUGUCGCAUGAUGCCAGUGCCGAUCUUUUACAUGAAGUGGCUAAAGUGUUGCAUUGUGUGCGGUCCAAAACGCACAACCGGCGUAGACACCACCGCAGAAAAAUCCGACCGAGG